Octopus bimaculoides (California two-spot octopus) is the source of this 2889-nucleotide messenger RNA. RefSeq lists its product as uncharacterized. NCBI's taxonomy places the organism in Eukaryota, Metazoa, Mollusca, Cephalopoda, Octopoda, Octopodidae. The record is from RefSeq and is a predicted model, not a curated record.
CGAGUUAUAGCUGUUGUGUGCUUUCUUUGUCUCUCUCUCUCUCUCUCUCUCUGUUUCUCUACCCUGCUACCACAUCUACUUCCUCCCUUUCUCCCCAACCUCUCUCAUUCUCUCUUUCUCUCACUCUUACUCGCUCCCUUCUCUUUCUACACCUUCUCCCCCUCCUCUUCCACCUCCUUCUCCUUCUCCCCUGCUUUAACCAUUCCAGUUAUUUUUCAAACCGUCACUUCGCUUCUAUUUCAAAUCUUCCUCGUCUCCUUCUUCUUCUGUUUUCUUCAUCUUUUUCUUCUUCUUUUUCUCUGGACCCAACACAACACUAAAAACUGUUUGUUUCUCUCUCUUGAAACCCAGCUGCUACAACAUGGCUCUACUCUCUUAAUUUGGCCUUCAAUAUCGGAACCGAAAGCAGUAUUUCGCCCGAACAAAGACACAAGUCUAGUUACCUGAUAUGCGGUAAACCUGUUGAGGUAUGGGAGCUGGUAUUUGAGGUGAAACUUAGCUGCUACUAAGUACAUAGAUGCGUGUAAGAAGAAAUAUAUGUGAUCAUUCAGUGAUAUGGUCAAGCCGGUCAGCGGUAAUAAUGGAGUCUACAAGACCAACAUCAGCGAUACAAACAGUUAUAAUUAACAGACGUUAAUGGAAUCGCUGCACACAGUGUCCGUUGUGGAUUUUAAAAGAUAGAAAACAAAGUCAUCGUCUACAUACAUGUUUAUAAAUUAUACACAUGUAUAUAUACAACAAUAAUAAUACAGUUAACAUGAAACACGAUGAAACGAAAAUCGAUACCAAAUAAUACGUUAGACAACUAACGGCAAGAAUUGAAAUCUUCCUUCAACUCUGCAGACAGAUUGAUUUAACAAUGAACUUUCGGGAAAUAGGUGCCAUAAACAGUCAUUUUCAGGAGCAACUGUUUUACCGAAAGCGUAUCUUGUUAAAUGCUCGAAAUAUGAGACUAGGAAAAAAAAAAAGAAGCAGUCAACUGAUGAAAGUCUGUCGUGAGGUUUUUACAUUGAAAGGAAUAACAGAGAUGAUUUGAACCUCAGCAUCUAUUAUUACCAUCAACGUCCCAGCUUGGAGAAUCAAUAAGGUGCUGUCUGUCCUGAACGCCAUUUCAACACUCCUUUCUUUUCGAUAUUCUGCUUUGGUUUUUUUUUUUUUACUACGAAAAGGAUAGAAGACAUUUGUCGGUUCAUGCUUUCAUUUCCACCCAAAGGAAGCAUCCGAGAUUCUCUAUUCUGUUAUUUAUUGGGAGAUUUGAAAGAAAAAAAAAGUACUUUUUACAGACUAGAAUGAAAGAAUCUGCACCACAUUUACAAAAGAGAACAACGAGUACAGCAGCAGAAAAAUUAUAGAGUAAAUAUGGAGUCGAAGGAAAGACCAAAGACUUUGGAACCGUUGAAUGAUAAUUUCAGUCGUUCGUUGGUGAAAUUUAGUUCAAAUGGUAAUUGUUGUAAUCCCAGCCCGGCAACAGGAUCGGCCAAUGAGAAGAGACUAGUUAAGCAAUCAGUUCGCAAUGUUGUCGGAAAUUUAGAGAAUGUUCUGGGCAAUUUACAAGGAAUCGUCGGUGAUAUCCGCGUGCUAGUCAACCAGAUAGAGUGUGUGAGCAACAAACUGGAUAAAAAAUAUGGGGUUUACUGGAAGAAAGGCAACAACCAAAAUGUGAAUAGCAAUAGUCAUAACAACAACAAUAACAACAAUAAUAGUUGUAGCAGUGUCGACAUGAGCAACAGAUGCAGCAUCAGUAGCAACGAAGAUAAUAAUUACGACACAAGAUCCAGUGAUUUGGUCGCCACUGACAAUAUGGCUGCCGUCUUCAAACAACAAAAUACUGAUUCGUUUGAAGGUCUGCAGUUUUCCCCAGACUUCGACUGGACUUACAUCACCAUGGCGACAUACCAAAACAAUCCUUUGCUAUGUUGCACAUCCCCACAAUUUGAAUAUAUUCGAUCUCCUGCGUGGAGUGAUAACGGCAACUUCCGGCCUGAUUUUACCGAAGAAGGGCAAGAAGAUUGCGAAGACCUUUCGGAGGCUUCUUUGAUGAGCCUAACCAGUACAGAUGUUAGCCGAUGCAACUCCAUUCCUAGUUCUUGCAGCAAACACUCCAUCUUGUCGUCCACCACACCUAGCAGCGUUCUCAGCGAUGAUAUCUUUAGUCCACAGCUGGCUUUCAUAGAUAUUUUCCACUUGUGUUGCCAAAAUACCGGUGAUAGCUAUUGUAGCGUUUACGAAAUUCUAAUGGAAACCACUUUAGAAAGCACCAAACAUUUAAGUGACAGCUUCGAUAGUAGCGACCACGAAGACAUUCACAACGAUAUAAUCCACGAAAACGACGAUGACGACGAUGACGACGAUGACGAUAUCGAAGCCGUUGACGAGAUAGAGGUGACAUCUGUUGGAGACUAUAAAGCUAACUACGACCGAGAUUUGAAUACUUGGACUACAUUUACGUUACUUCAUACAGAUUCCUUGACGGAUUCUGAUGAUCAUUUCUCUGAAACGAAAUCAGAUAUUCUCAACGACAACACAUUAGAAAAACUAGAAAGUACAGUGUUAAGAAAGAAGGAAAGUUUUAGAGGUUCAGAGAGUUCGAUCUUUGAAAACAUAGCAUUCAAAGAAAAUUCGGUGACAAUUUUUUGAAAAGGUCUACAAAUAACUUGGAAGUUUCUACACGGAAAUUUCGAAAGAGAACACCAAAAGAAAGCAAAAAAAUAUUAAAAAAAAAAAAACAUACAAAGAGAAAUGCUAAGAAAAAUUCAUAACCACAGUAGAUAACAUUUUCAGAAUAUCGGAAAAUUUCCCUAUAUAUAUGCAUACUUAAAAUAUACACUUUCAAAAAGAUAUUUAUAAGCCUAUGUAUAUGCAUACAUACAUACAUACAUACAUACAUAC